Messenger RNA from Alosa sapidissima (American shad), 3933 nucleotides. It is a transcript of the gene dnajb5, whose product is annotated as DnaJ heat shock protein family (Hsp40) member B5. The transcript has 4 exons. Bases 542 to 1663 code for a protein of 373 amino acids. Gene Ontology annotation, molecular function: protein-folding chaperone binding. Gene Ontology annotation, cellular component: cytosol. The record is from RefSeq and is a predicted model, not a curated record. Lineage: Eukaryota; Metazoa; Chordata; Actinopteri; Clupeiformes; Clupeidae. Gene Ontology annotation, biological process: negative regulation of transcription by RNA polymerase II.
CGGUAACUUGUAGGCUGUUCUGUUCGGCAAGGCAUCAGAUGAACUUGCUGUCAAGUGAGCGACUACGGGGUGAAGCAGCAUUGCAAAUCAGUGGUGUUUGACACUUGUAAAAAUGCGAAUAAAACAGCCUGCCCUCGUUGCAGUUCAGGUUUAGUUUACGACAUUAUUUGAUAGGCUGCGCUUGGCUCUUAUUGUUCAGUGUUUGUUGGGUGGUAGAUGGAGUCAGGCUGCAUUUCGAUUAAAGAAAUUCAGUAGGCUACGGGAUAAUUUUGCCGGUUUCACUGACGUCACGCUGACCAUUAGCGGGACUGUCACCGGCUAUUCAGCUUUUGUGAUGGCUUGUCGACUUCGUGACAUCAUUGAUUUAGCGGAGGAUGGCUGUAGGAGUAGGCAACCGUAUUAGACUUGAAGGUGUGUGCAGCCAGUGUGUGUGUGUCUGUGUGGGAAUCUCUGGUCUGAUGCGGAAUACCAAGCACAUUAUCUGCUGACGGUACGGCAAGCAAGGGUGCUUCCAGACGUUGGCUGUCUGUCCAUCAAAGCCAUGGGGAAGGACUACUACAAGACCCUAGGCAUCCAGUCUGGGGCCAACGAGGAUGAGAUCAAAAAGGCCUAUAGGAAGAUGGCUCUCAAGUUUCACCCAGACAAAAACAAGGACCCCAACGCAGAGGAGAAGUUCAAGGAAAUAGCAGAGGCAUAUGAGGUGCUGAGUGACCCUAAGAAGAGGGUCAUCUAUGACCAGUAUGGAGAAGAUGGUCUGAAGGCAGGCGGUGGCGGCUCCACAGGCAACUCAGGCAGCACCUACCACUACACCUUCCACGGCGACCCGCACGCCACUUUCGCCUCGUUCUUCGGCGGCUCCAACCCCUUCGACAUAUUCUUUGGCUCCAGCCGCACGCGCAACCACACGUCCAAUGGCUUCAGCGACCACCACGGCGACCAUCAUCAUGACAACGACAUCGACAUGGACGGCGAUGACGACCCCUUCGGGCCCUGGGGCCACUUCGGCAGCAGCUUCAGCGCCUUCAACGGGCUCAACGGUUUCCACCACGGUGGCGGCGGCGGCGGGGGUCGGAGGGCGCAGCGGGCCGAGCCCCUCCGCGGCCGGCGGCGCAUGCAGGACCCGCCGGUGGUGCACGAGCUGCGCGUCUCGCUGGAGGAGAUCUUCCACGGCUGCACCAAGCGCAUGCGCAUCACGCGGCGGCGCCUCAACCCAGACGGACGCAGCAUGCGCACCGAGGACAAGAUCCUCAACAUCGUCAUCAAGCGCGGCUGGAAGGAGGGCACCAAGAUCACCUUCCCCAAGGAGGGCGACGAGACGCCGGACAACAUCCCCGCCGACAUCGCCUUCGUGCUCAAGGACAAAGGCCACCCGCACUUCAAACGUGACGGCUCCAACCUCAUCUACUCAGCCAAGAUCAGCCUGAAGGAGGCGCUGUGUGGCUGCACCGUGAACAUUCCCACCCUCGACAACCGGGUGAUCCCGCUGGCCUGCAACGACGUCAUCAAGCCGGGCACGGCCAAGAGACUGCGGGGCGAAGGCCUGCCCUACCCCAAGAACCCGGCCCAGCGCGGGGACUUGGUCGUGGAGUUCCAGGUGCGCUUCCCGGACAGGAUACCUCCACAGUCUCGGGAAAUCAUCAAACAGCACCUGCCCCAGUCUUAGACGGGACUGCAUUGGGAUUAUGUUUGUCUCGUCUGCUUUUUUAAAAAUACACACAAACCUACACUUUCAUAAACAUAAUGGCUAUCUUUACACAGAUGGUAAUAUAUAAUUUGAAGACUGAAACGGAGAGUGAAAGAAUUUGCCGAGAGGAACCUCAGUUCUUUUUUCCCACUUUUUUUCCCCACAAGCGCUGUUUGUAAGCAAAUAGAGAUGGGUAGAUGCUGGCUUACUUUUUUUUAAUCCGGGACAUUUUCUAAAGGAUACCCCUUUUUUAUUUAUGCUUUUUCUUAUUUGACUUCAGGAUAGGUUGGAAGGCAACCUCUCAUUUUAAAAGCUAGUUGGAUGUUCUGUUUUCGAUCAUGGAUUUACUCAGAAGAAGCCUAUAAGCAGGAGGGUGCUCCUUUUUUGGAGCUGACUCUGCCUUGGCUAUUGAGUGAUUUUCAUUUUGUUCCCAGUCAUGAAAAACAUUACCAGUUCUUGUUAUUAUGACUACGUUCUUAUCUCAGCCGAUUUAUUUUCUUACUCCAGCCCUCAAUAAAGCGCAUUUUGUGAUAAAGCUACAGUUCAUUUGCAGUCACAGCACAGGCAAUCAGGACACACCAGCUGCAUUAGGUGGUUACUUGAUGAAUUCUCAGAGCCCAAAUAAAACAAGGUGCUUUUUUUGUGGCAUACUGCCUUAACCUUGGGGUGCAUACAUGUACAAAUCACAUCUCACACUGUGUGAGUGCCUUAACUUGGCUGAAACCAGCAUUCCUCUGAUACAAGUGCUGGGUACCAUGUCAAUCACACAAUAACUAAAGCAGAAAAUCAUUGUGCUAGGUGAUUGGAAAACACUGACAAUAUAUACAAUAGCUAUAAUAUCACAAUCUAAUCUUUUGCAGACACGAAUGUCAACAGCCCCUGACUUCAAUCUGUCAGAUGGGCUUUUGUUGACAGGCAACAUAUGACAUUAUACUUUCAGUUUGGGCUCGAACCAUGGUAACACUGAACACACUGUCAUUGAGCAUUCCGGAAACACUCCAUGAGUUUAUGACCAGACAGCUGGCAGGUUGCUGCCGUUAGCUCCCUGGUGCUUUACUAACCUAUUGAAUAAUAUGAAUCAUGAUUUGUUGUAUGAGAGUAAAUUGCAAAGGCUUAAUGACAGGGUGCUCAGCAGGAACUUACCUUAUAAACACAACACAACCUUCAGUGCGCACACCUAGAACUUUAGCCUAAUACUGCUGAUUGCUUUGUUAAAAAUAGGCUUACUUGCAGGGGUUCUGUUUGCUUCACACCACAACCUGGUGCUUGUCAUUUCUACAAACUUUUGUUUUCAUUUUUUUUUUAAAAGGAGCUGUGAAAUGGUGUUUGUAUUAAAACAAGUUUAAACAACUUUUAUCUGAAUUUGCUAAGUUUUUACCUGAAAUUGAAGUUUCAGAUGUUUGAAGAACAUUUUCAGGACUUCUUUAUAGUAAUAUACUAGUAUACGUCUUUAUACCAUGAACUGGUCAAGCCUUGCUGUUGACACUGCAGUUGAGCCACAGGAUUUCAGUAAGUCUGCUCUGGAGCAGUAUGUGAAAACUGUUGCAAAAAGAAAGGAAUAAAAAGUCACUGGUAGUCUGCAUUUGGGUGGACCCUUGCUGCUUCAUUUGUUUUGAGGCAGUGACUUUGGACGCAAGUCCAUGUGUAAUUAUUUAAGCAGUCGUGUGGUUAAUGUUCUGUCUCAAGUGUUGAAUUUGGGACAGAUGUUGGAGGGGGUGUCAAGUGGACAUGGUGGACGACUGGAUCAUGACUCAAAUGUCCAUCACUGUUUGGAUGAACCUGGUAAAAUAUGGCAAAAUUUCUCUUUCCCACAUUUAAAUGGAUUUUUAAACCUUAUUUCCCCAAAAAGACACCAUGGAAGAGAUGUGGAGGCCUGGAUGCCCAAAAAGUAUGCUUCCAGUGACAGUGGCAGAACGUGUGGGGAAAGUUCUCAAGUGGAAUGAAAGAAACUUUGAUCAGAACUUUGUAUGUCUUUCACCCAUAUCUGACCUGGAAGGUCUAAUUUCAUGAGUUUGUGUGAUCAUGGAGGAUAUAACGGUGAACAUUGUAAUGAGACAGAGGGCAAGUGGAUGUGUUUGGGGACCCCUCUCUGAAUGCAGUUUCGCUGUGGUAUAAUGAGAGUGAGUGAAUGUCAUUGGAAAUCUUACAACCUUCAAUAGUCACAGUGUGUAUGUACCCCUCAGUGUUUGGUAAAGCAUUUUACAGUGAAAUGAAAUAAACCAAAAAUGUUGAAUAUUUUGGUAUAAUUA